AUGGCUCGUCUGGCCCUCCAUGUCUUCAUCGUUCUCUGCUUCUCCAUGCUCAACCUAAGCUCCAGUCGUCCAUCUCGCACCAGGAAGGCCGUGUCGCCACGAGGUAACUAUCUGACACAGAGUGGGCAUGCGGCUGCAGAGGAGGAGGAUGUGAAGUCCCAGCUUGAGAAGUUGUGGCAGGAGGUGAAUUCAUUGAAAGAGAUGCAGGCAUUGCAGACAGUCUGUCUCCGUGGAAUCAAAGCUCACAGGAAGUGUUAUCUGACAAUCGAGGAGCCCAAACAUUACCAUGAAGCAAAUGAAGACUGUAUUGCACAGGGGGGGACUCUUGCAACACCACGGGACAUGACGGAAAACAAUGACCUGAGGGACUACGCAAAGAGGAGCGCGCCAGGAUCCAAGGACUUCUGGAUCGGGGUGGCUGACAUAGUGAAAGAGGGCCAGUAUGUUGAUGUCAACAGCAUGCCAGUCAGCUACUUCAACUGGGACCGCUCCAAGAAGCAGCCCACAGGAACCAAGCGGGAGAGCUGUGUGGCUCUGUCAGUGGCUGCACAGGGAAAGUGGUAUGAUGAGGUGUGUCGCAGCCUCAAAAAGUACAUCUGUGAAUAUGUCAUUCCCUAA
Molecule: messenger RNA, 618 nt
Organism: Cheilinus undulatus (humphead wrasse)
Lineage: Eukaryota; Metazoa; Chordata; Actinopteri; Labriformes; Labridae
Gene: clec3a
Product: C-type lectin domain family 3, member A
Exons: 3
Coding region: 1-618 (205 amino acids)
Source: RefSeq, a predicted model, not a curated record